Meloidogyne enterolobii is the source of this 711-nucleotide messenger RNA. NCBI's taxonomy places the organism in Eukaryota, Metazoa, Nematoda, Chromadorea, Rhabditida, Meloidogynidae. The record is from the annotation of a GenBank genome assembly.
AUGAGGCUAGCAAAUAAUUCUUUACAAAACAGAACUCUUGACCCUUUAAUUAAUUAUAGAUGGAUAGAAGAUUUGCCUAAUUUUAAUCCAUUAAUAGAAGCAUUUGUGGAAGCAUCAAAAAAUGAAAAUUGGGAAUUUUCUCAAUAUUUGUAUAAAUUUUUACAAUUUAUUUGUGAAAAGAAAAAUGUUGGCCUAACGUUGGGACAAGCUGAAAUUUUUAGACAAGUUUAUAUUCGUUGGAGUUCAACAUUUCUCAAUUUAUCGUUAGACAAUACUCAACAAACUUUAGAUUUAUUAAUUCAUCAAAUGGCUGCUGAAUUGGGUUCUCAUCGUGCUUUAUCAAUUUUACAAUUAUUUUUUGAUGGAGAAUUUAAUUUUAAUAAUAAUAAAAAUAUGAGAUCACCAAAAUUAAAUACUCAAAAAUUCAAGGAAGUCGCCGAAAUUAAUUUUGACAAAAAUAAAUUAAAUAAAAAUCAAUUGGAUUUAUUUAAAUGGAUUUUUGAAAGAAUUGCUAAUGAACAAAAAGAAGAAAAAUUGAGAGAGGGGACUGAUAUAAUGGGUGAAACAACUUCAACAACAACAGAUACUCAAAAUAAUUCUGUUUUGGAACAAAAUGAGAGAUUGCGGGAUUUGGAGAUUAGAUAUAGAUGGUUGGUUUGUUGGGGUUUUUAUAAAGAAAAUUUAGAUUACUCUAACGGUUUUUACCGCUAA